This is a messenger RNA of Gastrolobium bilobum, 1823 nucleotides long. Its product is annotated as cyclin-A1-4-like. Gene Ontology annotation, cellular component: cytoplasm; cyclin-dependent protein kinase holoenzyme complex; nucleus. The record is from RefSeq and is a predicted model, not a curated record. The transcript has 11 exons. Gene Ontology annotation, biological process: regulation of cyclin-dependent protein serine/threonine kinase activity; mitotic cell cycle phase transition. Gene Ontology annotation, molecular function: cyclin-dependent protein serine/threonine kinase regulator activity. Lineage: Eukaryota; Viridiplantae; Streptophyta; Magnoliopsida; Fabales; Fabaceae. Bases 1 to 1509 code for a protein of 502 amino acids.
AUGUCGACCCACAAUCGUCGUUCGUCGUCGUUCUCUUCCUCCACGACGUCGUCCUUCGCAAAACGACACGCGUCGAAGACGACGACGACGUCGUCGGUGAAGGGAAAAGUUGUUCCUCCUUCACACAUGGCUACGAAGAGAACACCUCUCACCAAUCUCUCUAAUCAAAAGAGCGUGACUCACGUUGCUUCGCGCAACUCGGGACCUUCCUCUACAUUGGUGCCAUGUUCAAAUAAAACCGCCAAGGCAAAGAAAGAGCCUCCUCCAUGUAACAGCAACAGCAACAGCAUAGCAAGAUCAACAAUUUGCGGAAAUGUUAAAACAAGCGCUGUUGUUCUUCCAAAGUCUUCUUCUUGCCCACGAAGAAAAAGAAGUGAUGCUGCUGCUCCUGCUACUAAAACAGUUGCCAAUGUCAUUGUGCCUGUUGUUCCGAGCAUCGUGGAUGUUUCUCCUAGUAAGUCUGAUGGGAUGUCAACGUCAUCUUCUUGUGAUUCUAUCAAGAGUCCUGAAGUUGAAUACUUGGACAAUAUUGAUGUUUCAGCUGUUGAUUCAAUUCAGAGAAAGAUAUCCAGCAUUUUGAACAUCUCUGAUACUACAGAGCCAGCAGGCAGCAACAUCUGCAGGAGAGACAUAAUUGUUGAGUUAAAAAGAGAGGGCAAAAUUGCCAAUAUCGAUAAUAAUUACCCGGAUCCGCAGCUUUGUGCAACCUAUGCUUGUGACAUCUACAAGCACCUCCGUGCAUCUGAGGCAAAGAAAAGGCCUUCCACAGACUUCAUGGAGAGAAUUCAGAAAGACAUAAAUGUCAGCAUGCGCGCCAUAUUGAUUGACUGGCUUGUGGAGGUGUCUGAGGAGUAUCGGCUUGUACCUGAUACAUUGUAUUUGUCAGUGAACUACAUAGAUCGGUAUCUGUCGGGGAAUGCUAUGAAUAGGCAAAGGUUACAAUUACUUGGUGUUGCCUGCAUGAUGAUUGCCUCUAAAUACGAGGAGAUUUGUGCACCUCAGGUGGAAGAAUUUUGUUAUAUAACUGAUAACACUUACUUGAAAGAAGAGGUUUUGCAAAUGGAAUCUGCUGUCUUGAAUUAUCUUAAGUUCGAAAUGACAGCCCCAACAAUUAAAUGUUUCCUAAGACGAUAUAUUCGUGCAGCUCAAGAUGUCAAUGAGGUCCCUUCACUACAACUAGAGUGCUUGACUAACUACAUUGCCGAAUUAUCUCUCUUGGAAUACAGUAUGCUUUGUUAUGCCCCAUCACUUAUAGCUGCUUCUGCAGUUUUCCUAGCCAAAUUUAUACUUAUUCCUUCAAAGAAACCAUGGAAUUCCACGUUGCAGCAUUACACCCUUUACAGGCCUUCUGAUUUGUGUGGAUGUGUAAAGGAUCUCCAUAGUCUUUGUUGCAACGGUCCUAAUUCUAAUUUACCUGCAGUACGAGAGAAAUACAGUCAGCAUAAGUACAAAUAUGUGGCGAAGAAGUACUUCCCUCCUUCAAUACCUCAAGAAGUUUUCCAGAAUUGAGUAGAUGAACUCGUAUUGACAGUCCAAUUGUUGGUUGGAUAGGCUUAGUUUUGACAUAGUUCCUGUCUCAUUGAUGAGCAGGGAUCAUUUCCUGUUAAAAGUAUAGUGGGAAGAUGUCUCAUGUGUUGUCACAGAUCGAACAGUGACACAAAUAUCAUGGGAGAUGUGCUGGUUCAACUAUGGUUUGACCAUUGGCCCGUGGCUUGCAUAACAAAUCAUUAGAAUUCCAUAUGACGAAUCCCCUUCUGUUGUAAAUACAUGAAGCAUAGUAUCAAAUAGUAUCAAAUGCUUCCAACCAUUUAGGGGAAUUGGAA